Molecule: messenger RNA, 201 nt
Organism: Penicillium arizonense
Lineage: Eukaryota; Fungi; Ascomycota; Eurotiomycetes; Eurotiales; Aspergillaceae
Exons: 2
Coding region: 1-201 (66 amino acids)
Source: RefSeq, a predicted model, not a curated record
AUGCUGAUACGCCCCGUCUAUCAGCUCGUCCAUGAGCCCGUCGCCAAUGCUCUUUGCGAUAUGAGCAAGGCCGACGGGGCUGCCUGCGUGUUCCUCUUCGAACAAUACGGGCCAGAUCCUGAGAUUCCCAUGGUGGUAGGCCGACGUCAAUCUUCUCUAGCAGAUGUCGCUCAAAAAGCUGAGGGUGAUAAUAAGUACUAA